AGAAGAAGAAGAAUCGCCUCUGUUUUUGACGUCAUGACAUGUCGUGACCUCACCAGAACGGCGGGUUCAGGCUGCUGUUCACAUUCAUGAAGAGGCUGCUCGAGGUCUGCUGCUUUUCACACAGAGAACGCCAUGUCUAAAGAGCAACAGGCCCCCCGUGAGCCCGAGCAGCUCCGUAAACUGUUUAUCGGAGGACUCAGUUUUGAGACAACAGACGAGAGUCUACGAGCCCAUUUCGAGCAAUGGGGGACCCUUACAGACUGUGUGGUUAUGAGGGACCCCAACACCAAGAGGUCGAGAGGUUUUGGGUUUGUGACCUAUAGUUCAGCCAGUGAGGUAGAUGCAGCAAUGGAUGCACGUCCACAUAAAGUGGACGGAAGAGCUGUUGAACCCAAGAGGGCCGUGUCUAGAGAAGACUCAUCAAAACCAGGCGCUCACUCCACUGUUAAAAAGAUAUUUGUGGGUGGAAUCAAAGAAGAUACGGAUGAAGAACAUUUGCGUGAGUAUUUCUGUCAGUUUGGUAAAAUCGAGGAGGUGAACAUCAUGACUGAGAAGAACAGUGAUAAGAGGAGGGGAUUUGCUUUUGUCACGUUUGAUGACCACGACUCUGUUGACAGAAUUGUCAUUCAGAAGUACCACACAGUAAAUGAACAUAACUGUGAAGUCAGGAAAGCUCUCUCCAGAGAGGAAAUGAACAGGGUGUCAAUGAAUCCACGAGGUGGCCGAGGUGGUGGUGGUAGCAACUUUGGCAGAGGAGGAAAUGGAGGUGGAUAUGGAGGAAGAGGAGGUUAUGGUGGCGAUGAUGGAUUUAAUGGCUAUGGAGGGAAUGGUAGUGGCUAUGGUGGGGGCGGGCCUGGUUAUGGUGGUAAUCGUGGUUAUGGAGGUGGUGGUGGUUAUGGAAACCAGGGAGGAGGUUACAGUGGUGGUGGUUAUGAUAACUACAACAAUGGAGGUGGAGGUAACUUUGGAGGCAACUUUGGAGGUGGAGACUAUAAUGACUUUGGCAACUACAACCAAUCCUCCUCUACCUAUGGCCCCAUGAAGGGAGGAAACUAUGGAGGUGGUGGAAGGAGUGGUGGUGGCCCAUAUGGUGGAUAUGGAGGAGCUUCCGGUGGUGGUGGUUAUGGUGGAGGCUCUGGUGGCCGGAGGUUUUAAGUUCCAGGGCCACAGUACUUAGGAGAGCCAGAGAGAGAGAUGACAGGGAAAGGAGAGAAUGAAGGAAAGCAGCAAGCAGGUUUACACCUAGAUCUGCCCAGCCAUGCGGCGUGGUAGCAGUAUUAACGUCUGCCAUGCGAAGAGAACAUGUUCAAUAGUGGAGGAAAAUCAUGUGGGUGGGGGGGGGGUGUCAAAAGUACGCUCAUCCUGGCGAACAUUUACUAGUUUGUAGUUUGUCCCUUUUUUUGUCUGUGAAGUGCAAAGCAUUCCAAUGAGGUUUUAUAUAGGGUUUCAUUUUUGGAUUUUCUCUUAAACCAGUAGGGUGUCUUUCUUUUGCUCUUUUAAAUGUAAACAUUAACCAAUCAAGAUUGAAUAAACCGCUCCAGUUUUUUUAAAUUAUUAUUAUUAUUGCAUUAUUGCUGUGUUUUAAUAUAGUUAUAUGUGAAUAUUCAACAGUCGCUCACUUGUGUACGAAUGAUUGUGUAGUACACAACGUACCCUUACCAAACUGUUGUGUGCUUUUGGGUAGAUAUCUUUCCCAAUCUUAAAGGUUUGUCUGUAGAUUUAAGCUUUAAACAUUUAGUCAUGAUUUUUUAAAGAUUAUUCAAAAAGGUUUGGAAGUACAAUGUCUUGGUAGCUGCAAAAUGAAAGCAACAUUGGUUUUCCAACCUUUGGUUGAUAUCCCAGUGAAAAACUUUCUUUGCAGUCAAGUUUCCAGAAAAAGUUUUCCAUAAAUGGUUUAUGUUCGUUAUUAACUUUAGUAGGAUAGUGAAUUUUAUUUUUAGUAUUGGGCUAGCCUCUAGUAUUUUUUUUCCCCAUUUUGACAUUUCUAUAUAUAUGCAUACACACACACACACACACAGUGGGUACGGAAAGUAUUCAGGCCCCCUUAAAUUUUUCACUCUUUGUUA
Messenger RNA from Xyrauchen texanus (razorback sucker), 2066 nucleotides. RefSeq names its product heterogeneous nuclear ribonucleoprotein A1-like. Gene Ontology annotation, molecular function: RNA binding. The record is from RefSeq and is a predicted model, not a curated record. The transcript is spliced from 11 exons. Lineage: Eukaryota; Metazoa; Chordata; Actinopteri; Cypriniformes; Catostomidae. Bases 133 to 1155 code for a protein of 340 amino acids.